AAGACAUUUAAAAAUGUUUUUAAAAAAAAAGAAAUGAAGAUCAAGGAAAGAAGGAAAACAGGAAACCCCAUUGAGAACCUACUGCGUGCCCGUUGUCGGGCUUGGCACUUUCAGACACAGAAUCUCCGCUAAUUUUCACCAUGCUCCCGAGCCAGGCGUUAUACUCUCCCCACGUUUAAAAUGACUGGGCUAGGGGCACCUCUGUGGCUCAGUUGGUCAAGCACCUGACUCUUAAUUUCAGCUCAGGUCGUGAUAUCACAGUUGCGAGAUCCAGCCCCACAUCCAGCAGGCGUAGAGCCUGCUUGAGAUUCUCUCUCUCUUCUCUCUCCACCCCUCCCCCUCUUCAAAAGAAAUUUAGAAUGAGUGGGCUGAAGUCUAUCACUUCUCCAAGGUCAUGCAGCGAGCAGGGUGAGCAGUGGGGAGGCGAGAUAACAUUAACCCAACUCCCAAGGAAGCCCUGAGGAUAAGUACUCAGUGACUGCAGACUGUGUUUUUAACACGGCCGGGCCUGUUCCAGGCUCAAGGACACAGGAGAGUCACUUUUCCCAUGACUCCUUUCCUCGUUCCAGGUCUGAUGGAAGAGGAAAACCGGAUGGGGGUGGUCUACUUUCACUUCCACCCCUUCUCAACCGACCCAGCAGUGGCUCCCCUCCUAUUUGUGGCCUUCUUGGUGUCGUACUUAGGAAGUCUCAUUGGAAACAUCACCACUGGGCUCACGGUCUGGCGAGAUCACUCCCCCCACACCCCGAUGUGCUUCUUCCUCUUCGCACUGGCUGUGCUGGCAAUUGGCUACUCCACCAACAUUGCUCCCCUGACUCUGGCUGGCAUCCUUUCCACGGGGCACAUGCUCGUCUCUCUCCCUGGCUGUGGGGCCUAGAUGUUCCCCUUCAUUCUUCUUGGAGGGUCUGACUGUGUCUUGCUUGCUGUCAUGGCCUACGACAGGUACAUGGCAAUCUGCCACCCAGUGCGUUACCACAUCAUCAUGAGUUGGUGGCUCUGUGGGCAGAUGACUUUAGGUUCUUUGGGCCUGGGAUUCCUGUUGUCACUGCCUUUGACCGUUCUGAUCUGCCACCUUCCAUUCUGUGGCCGCAAUGAAAUCUUCUGCUUCUUCUGUGACAUGCCUGUCAUCAUGUGCCUGGCCUGUGUGGACACCCGCAUGCACAAGGCAGCUCUCUAUGCCAUCAGUGUGGCCACAGUGGCUGUCCCCUUCCUCCUGAUCUGCCUCUCCUAUGGCUACAUUGUGGCCACCAUCCUGAGGAUGAAUUCAGCUGAGGGAAAGUGCCGGGCUUUCUCCACCUGUUCCUCCCACCUCAUCGUGGUUCUCCUGCAGUUUGGAUGUUGCACCCUUAUCUACUUUCACCCCAGCUCCAGUUCCUCUUCAGAAGAGGGCCGGGCAGUGUCUGUUGUCUACACCUUUUUUGCACCAGUGCUAAACCCCUUGAUCUAUAGCAUAAGGAGUCAAGAGGUGACUGAUGCGGGAAGAAGACUUACAGUAAGAACGUGCUGGUUCAGGAAACCAGAAAUAUUCCUUCCUAGAAGAAAUAUUCCCCAAACCAGUAGAGGCAUGAUCUGAAGGACAGAAAGCUCCAAAGCAAAGAGGAAGGAGUGGAGAGAUGACUGUCUCCAUGGCCCUCUCAGCCGGGGGAUGCUCAUCAGUGCACAUUCCUCUCUUUUUAGGAGAUUCUGGUGAGGAAGCCCUGGAUUGGCCCUGACUACUUAGCCAGCCUCCUCUCUCAUCAUAGUGCUUAGAAUAAGGACUGGACAGGAGUGUCAGUGAAGAAGAGGGUGAAUAAAUGGAUGGACAGGGUGACAGUAGCAGUUGGCAUAAUGGACGCCGUCCUGUUACCUGUUUUAAGAGCCUACAGCCUGAUGGUACACAGACCCAAUGGAUUCAAAGACUCAGAUGUCUUCUGACCUUGCUCUUUGCCAUUCAAGGUCUGCUCAAGCCCCACUGCCUUAAAGUCUGUCUGGCCACUCUUCUGACAGUGGGAUUUCUCUUUUCACUAAAUCAAAUCAAAUCAUCUUCUUUUUGUACAACCAAGUUUCACAUGUUUCAGUGUUGCCUCUAGAAUAAGUCUAUAAGGCCCCUCAGUGUAGAAGAAAUGGCUUAUUCUUUCUUUGCAUUUUCUGGUGAAUGGUGGGUAUUUAGCCUUAGGAUCUAACCAUGGACUUGAGUCUGCACUUUUCCUUUAUGUAAAAAAGAGGAUGGUGAGAACAACAGCCUUUCUAUUUCAAGGGGGUUGGAUUGACAGUCAAGUGAGAUAAUGGAUGUGUAAAAAUAUAAUAAGAAAGCACAGGGGCACCUGGGUGGCUCAGUUGGUUAAGUGGCUGACUCUUGAUCUCGGCUCAGGUCACAUUCUCAUAGUUCAUU
Molecule: messenger RNA, 2371 nt
Organism: Felis catus (domestic cat)
Lineage: Eukaryota; Metazoa; Chordata; Mammalia; Carnivora; Felidae
Product: olfactory receptor 10V1-like
Exons: 1
Coding region: 878-1573 (231 amino acids)
Biological process (GO): G protein-coupled receptor signaling pathway
Cellular component (GO): membrane
Molecular function (GO): G protein-coupled receptor activity; olfactory receptor activity
Source: RefSeq, a predicted model, not a curated record